CCAUUCUUCUCCCACAAACUCUAAUCGUGGCUACCGCCCAGCCACUUGUUCGCUGGGAGGUUUGGGGCUGUCGAUGGUUUGGUCCAGCUACCCUGAUCAUCCAGCAUGUGGUUACUGGGGCACGAGGUCCUGGCGUGGCUCAUGGAAAUCAGAUGGAUCUAAGCAGAUCACAGGCCCUGGUCUCCAUCAGCUCCCUUGUUUCUUCUUUGCUCCCAUGCAAGUAUAUUAAGGUAGCUGUUCCCUUUCGUUUGGUUUUGUUUCUAUUCUUCUCUACUCCGCGCUUUUCGUCGCUCUACAGUACAUACGCUUCUCGUCUCCGACUUCGCUCGCUGGCUCUUCUUCGACUUGCCUCUUAUAUUCAAUCCCGAACAUUUACGCCUGGAGACAUCACAGCCGAUACUUGUGCACGAUGCCGUCCCAAGUGUUUUUAAUAUCCCUAACGCUCUUCAUGAGUACCUUCACUUCCGCCCUCCUAUCCUUCCCGCCUGUCAAAUUCAACCAGAAGGUCAUUGGCCCUUCUACAAACCCCGCAGCUACCGCCGUGUCGUACCGUCUCAAGGACAAGUACGACUCCUCAAACUUCUUCAGUUCCUUCUCCUUCUUUACUGGCUCCGACCCAACUCACGGCUUCGUCAACUACCUCUCCCAUUCCGCCGCGGCAAAUGCAAACAUCAUCUCCACCGGCAACUCUCAAGUGAAACUCCAUGUGGACCACACAAAUGUGGCACCCACCGGCCGCGCCUCCGUGCGUCUCACUUCCCAGAAACAAUACACUCACGGCCUAUUCAUCGCAGAUAUCGCGCACAUGCCCGGUGGCGCCUGCGGCACCUGGCCAGCAUUCUGGCUCUUUGGGCCCAACUGGCCAGCCUCAGGCGAAAUCGACAUCAUCGAGGGCGUAAACUUACAGACCACGGACGAGAUGACGCUGCACACCUCCGCAGGAUGUGUAGUCGAUAACCUGGGCUCGCUCCCUGGAACUACGACGCUUGAGAGGAACUGCAAUGCCAAUUCAGGCUUCAACGGCUGCUCGGUGAGCACGAGCAACCCGCGAGGCUUUGGAACGGGGUUUAAUUCCAUCGGUGGUGGGGUGUAUGCUAUGCAAUGGGAGAGCUCUGGCGUAUAUGUCUGGUUUUUCCCACGGGGCUCUGUGCCUGCUGAUAUCAGCUCUGGGGCGCCGAGGACGCAGAACUGGGGGCUGCCGGUGGCGGCAUUUAAUGGCGGAAACGGCUGCAACAUCGACCAGCAUUUCAAGAACAUGAACAUAGUUUUCGACACUACUUUCUGCGGAGAUUGGGCUGGGGGCGUGUGGGGUCAAGGGGCUUGUGCUUCUUUGGGGAGUUGCGAGAGCUAUGUGGCAAAUAAUCCGCGCGCGUUUCUAGAGAGCUAUUGGCUUAUCAACUCGGUUAAGGUGUAUCAGUUGGGCUGAGUACCAUGAUAACUGGGGAGGUAUGAUAUUGUGUUAUUUAAGGGAGGUGUCCUGUGAGGUCACACCUAGGUCCCGGCUACUGUUGAUGUUGCACAAGGCCACGCGAAAGCCAUGCAAGUGACCAAUACCGAGGGGCUGGAAAGGCGAAGCUGCCUAUUAUGGCACGAAGAGGCGACGCCAAGUGAGCGGACGAGGGCUGAUAUAAGAAUAUAUAUUUGCUAUAUAUAUACUUAUAAUAUCUAUUAUUUUGGGAAUAAUGAGUUUUUAUUUUAUUUUAGAAUUAUGCAAGAAACCCUAGAUAUUACUUUAGAUCUAAGAAU
This is a messenger RNA of Pseudogymnoascus verrucosus, 1746 nucleotides long. RefSeq lists its product as uncharacterized. Lineage: Eukaryota; Fungi; Ascomycota; Leotiomycetes; Thelebolales; Thelebolaceae. The record is from RefSeq and is a predicted model, not a curated record. Gene Ontology annotation, molecular function: hydrolase activity, hydrolyzing O-glycosyl compounds. The coding region runs from base 410 to 1426 and encodes 338 amino acids. The transcript has a single exon. Gene Ontology annotation, biological process: glucan catabolic process.